GUACGCGGCCGCAGUACUCGCAGUCGGGUUUUCGCACGUACCGGCGACGCCCGUCCCAAGCCAACCAGCAUCUCGCAUUUCAAAUAUCGAACUUCGAAUUUUGAACUUUUGAAUUUCGAGCGUGCUUCGAAUAUUUUGAUUGGCCGAUUUGCCCCGAGAGUGAGUGUGUUGUUGAAAGGAUUUUUGGUGGUAAAGUUUUUAAUACUGCGUUUCGUCGUCUCCCUUACGAUAACUCGAGCUGCGAACUCUUUGGAUCGGAUCUGUUUUUAGAUAAACUUGUAUACUCUGCCAUGUCACAAUCCAUCUGACACCAAGUUCAGAUACUCGCAUCGACCGAAAAAUAGAACAUAUUACACAAAUUGCUUAUUUUUUGGUCCGCGGGUCAAAAUCGGAUAGUGGAAAAAACUAUGUGGAUAGAUUUACUAGGCAGAUAGUGGUUUUUAUAUAGCCUGACUGUGAUAUUAGUGAUGGCGUCUUUAUGUUGUGUUUGGAUCGUGAGUGUGGUGUUGUGUUUUCUGGGGCAGAUAUCUGGGUUGGACAAUGGGCUGGCUUUAACCCCACCGAUGGGAUGGCUCGCGUGGGAACGGUUUCGGUGUAACACGGAUUGCAAGAAUGACCCCGACAAUUGUAUUAGCGACCGUCUCUUCAGAACGAUGACAGAUAUCCUCGUCUCGGAGGGCUAUGCGUCUGUUGGCUAUGAGUAUAUCAACGUGGACGACUGCUGGCCAGAAAGGGAGAGAGACCCUCGCGGCAGGCUGGUCCCCGAUAGAGAACGGUUCCCCUACGGCAUGAAGAGCCUUGCUGAUUAUGUACACAGCAAAGGCCUUAAGUUCGGCAUUUACGAAGAUUACGGCAACUUCACCUGCGCUGGCUACCCAGGUGUGGUCGGACAUCUUGCAGGCGACGCAGCCACUUUCGCCGCUUGGGGUGUGGAUUAUGUCAAGUUGGAUGGUUGCUACGCCUUGCCCGCCGACAUGGACCACGGUUAUCCCGAGUUUGGUCGCCAACUCAACCUGACUGGUCGCCAGAUGGUCUACUCUUGCAGUUGGCCCGUCUACCAGAUUUAUGCUGGCAUCCAGCCUAACUUCUCGUCGAUCAUCGAGCACUGCAACCUGUGGCGGAACUUCGACGACAUCCAAGACUCGUGGGCCUCCGUCGAGUCUAUCAUAGACUACUACGGAAACCAUCAGGACGUAAUCGUGCCUAACGCAGGGCCUGGACACUGGAACGACCCGGACAUGUUGAUCAUCGGAAAUUUCGGACUAUCGUACGAGCAGAGUAAGACCCAGUUUGCGAUAUGGGCGAUCCUUGCGGCACCACUACUGAUGAGUGUGGACCUGCGCACCAUCAGACCAGAGUACAAGGCUAUUCUGCAGAACAGAAAGAUCAUCGAAGUCGACCAGGACCCACUUGGAAUCCAGGGGAGAAGAAUAUACAAGCACCGAGGUAUCGAGAUAUGGUCGCGUCCGAUCCUGCCAAUUCAAGGCGCUUACUAUUCGUAUGCUGUGGCCUUUGUCAACAGACGGACCGACGGUACUCCCUCUGAUGUGGCUGUAACUCUCCGGGAGCUAGGACUCAACAACCCUGCCGGUUAUAGAGUUGAGGAUCUGUACGAGGAUGUGGACUAUGGAGUGCUAUCGCCGCAGACGAAGAUCAAAGUGAAAGUGAACCCCUCAGGUGUGGUGAUACUCAGAGCUGAUGCGCAGCCGGCGUAUGCAUUCAACGCGAUCCCUACACGAACGCCGUAUGCGCCACUCAACGACGUCUUCAGACUGACCAAGAAGAAGUAACGCCAUCUAUCCACGGCUACGGGAACUAUUUCGUCUACUUAGUUUGUCGCAGAGCAAGACUGUUGUUAGUUCCAAAUUUCGCCACUAUGGCGCUAGGGUAUAUUUGCAAUAUUGGAGCCAUAAAAAGUUACUCUAUGAUUGGAGCAAUGUUGUUGUAGGUUGUUUGUUAAGCAUUUUUUUUGCUUGUAGAAGUAUUUAUCUUACAUACAUUAAUUGUAUUUAGUUUGCGUUCCAACGGUAAGUACUAAAAAAGUUUUAGAGGAUACAAAAAAACUAGUUCGUAACAUAUUAUUUUAUUCAUAAAGCAACAGCCUUGCCUGUCUGCGACGUCUCCAAGUCAAUCUAGAAUCUAAAGUACAAUCAUUAUAAAUUCUAUUUUCUUUAUUUUCCAAUUGGUGUGAAAGAUAGUUACCAUCCAGUUUCUCAGUCUUGCCUGUAGGUUACAUUUUAUUUAUGUUUCAUUCUCGCUAGUGUGAUCAAUUUUAGUCGCAAUCCAUGAAAGGAGAUUUUGGGCUUAAAAGUAGUUUUAUUUUAAAUGAAAAUCAAAGAGGAAGCUUCUAGGAUCGGCAACGUGGAUGGUCUAAUCCUAAAAUUAUGAUUAGGCAGGUCACCAAAUAUAUCCUAUUUGAUUUCUUCUUUGACUUUACAAUAUUUACUAAAGUAAUCUUUUGACUUACUUACCCUUUGAGUGACUUUUAAAGCAAUUUGUAAAUAUUCAAAGUCAUUUGACUAUAUUUUAAAACAGAGAUCCAAAUAUUUUGCCCUGGGGGACUCCUUUCGCGGAUGGGCCUGUAGUUAUUGUGUAACAAAAUAUGAGGAGGAUUGUUUUUGCCAUUACGUUGUACCUAGGAUAAGGAUGUACAUUUUAGGUGCCUGUAAAUGUAAGUUUUGUAGAGAACACAAUAAAAUAAUUUCUGUAUAA
Molecule: messenger RNA, 2712 nt
Organism: Pectinophora gossypiella (pink bollworm)
Lineage: Eukaryota; Metazoa; Arthropoda; Insecta; Lepidoptera; Gelechiidae
Product: alpha-N-acetylgalactosaminidase
Exons: 10
Coding region: 468-1790 (440 amino acids)
Biological process (GO): glycosylceramide catabolic process; oligosaccharide metabolic process; glycoside catabolic process
Cellular component (GO): cytoplasm
Molecular function (GO): alpha-galactosidase activity
Source: RefSeq, a predicted model, not a curated record